UUUCAUUUCGUUGUAGGAUGUAAACAAAACAUUGGCAAAUUUGUCGUACAAAGAAGCUUGUCUAAUGACUUAUGGUAUUAUGAAUGGUUCGAAAUAAAUGCAGAAAUUUUUUGUUGCCAUUUAAACUAAUGAAACUAUUCUAAGAUAAAAUUUAAGUCAUAUUUGAAAUUCUGCUGUAAUCAAAAGAUUAAAAUAUUGUACUUUGGGAAAGCAUGUAAAUGAACUAAUGAAUAUUGCUGGCAAAGAAGUUGGAGAAAUAUUAAAAGUAAUGGGACAGACUAUUACAAACCACAUUGAAGAGUUGAAAGAUGAUGUCAUGAAAGAAGCUCAUAUAUUUAAAGAAGUCAUUGAUAUCACACAUGAAGACUUUUUACAAAAAGUUCGAGAAGUAAACAAAAUAUGUUACAAUUUGAUUCAAUGUGAAGGUCGAUGCUUAAGGUUCUUUAUUAAGAAAAAUACUGACUCGACAUUUCUUUGGAAGCAGACAGUAAAAAUAGCAUGUAUGAGAGUAAAUAUUACUGAAGAUUCUGCUGCAUUGUUUUGUGAUGAGAGUGUUGAUGAAGAGAGCUUAAGUAAUAUUUUAGCUAUUUCAAAUAAAGAAAUAGAGGUACAUAAAUUACUGAGUCUUAGACAGUUUCUGUUAGCAUAUAAUAUGAUAAUAUAUCACUCCAGUUGCAUUCAAAAGGGAGAUGAAUCUUCAUCUGAAGCAAGGAAUAAUGAGUGUUCUGCUGUUAGACCAAUUUCAACAUCCAUGCUUCUAAAUAAGAUCAUAAAUGAAACAGAUAUAGAGACGGAUACUGAGGAGUGCAUCAUUUGUAUGGAAAGAAAGCCUGAAAUUACUUUGCCUUGUGCCCAUGCAUAUUGCUUAUUUUGCAUUGAACAAUGGAAUGUAUCAAAUAAAACUUGUCCCGUUUGUCGUGCAGCUAUGGAAAGUACCGAUGAUUCUUGGGUAACUCCUGAAAUACCUGAAACUUCUGAAGUCAAUGAAGAAAUCAAAAAAGCAGUAAAAGCUUUGACUCUUAAACUUCCUGAAAGUUAAAGCUUUUCAUUCUGAAAUAACGGAAAACUUAUUAUAAAUAAGCAUUCCUGCUGUAAUGGCAUUUAUAAGUUGAAAUGCCUCUUUAACUAGAUGUUGACAUUUUUACUGAAGUGGUUUGAUAAUAUUGUAAAUAAAAAAAAAUAGAUUAUAUGUAGUUUUAGUUUUUUAAUGAAGGAUUUUAGUUUUGUUUUGAAUUUAAAUAUAACUAAGACGUUAUUUUUAAAUUGGUCCUUUAAAUGUCUUCUCUGUUAUGUUUCUUAUAUUGCUUGUUAUGAAUGCUUUAAAAUUGUUAAUUAUAUUCAUUGUUGAUACAUUAUUAAUAAGAUGUGAAAAAGUUGUUAAAUUAUUUUUAGAAUGUAAUGCACAUAUUAUUAUUGCCAUUGUAAUUCCCUUUAAAUCUGGUGAUUUAUAUGAACAUACUUAAUUCUUCUCCCUGUGAAAGUAAUCAAUCAUUUUCAGAUUACUUUUUUUUUGUGAUUGUGUUUAUGCUAUAAAUUUUACAUGAAAUGUGGCGGCUUAAAAAUUUCAAGGCAAAUCAUUUCGAUUAAUUUAUAUGACAAGUUAUCAAAAUGCAGUAAAGUUUACAUCAUUUUAAUAAAUAUAAAGAAAUGAUAUUAUUAAUAACCAUAUCUUCUGUCAACUUUUUGUAUUGCUAUUAUUGUUUUGAAAUUAACUAUCUGCUAUCUGUAAUUAAAACUUUGAAAAAAAAUCAAUAUUAAAUCAAGUAUUAUUUGAUCAGUUGUUAUACCUGUCUGUAAAAUAGGUGAGUUUGUAUUAAUUUUUAUGUUACUAGAUUGGCUCAGUAACUUGCCAAUGCUGAUAGAAAACUUUUGUAUGUAAUGUAAAUUCUGACAUUAAGUAAAAAUUAGGAAGAAACAAAAAUAUUUUAUAAAUUUAUUUUAUUACUGGAUUUUGUAAAAAUGGAAGCAACGAAGUGGGUAUAAUAAUAUUAUGCAAAUUUGAUAAUAUAUAUAAUAUUAAUAAUAUUAUGCAUUUUUUAGGCAAAAAAAGAGGGAUUUUUUUUUCAUAUGAAAAAUGUAAUUUUCAAAUGGGAAAAUAAAAUAAAUAAUUUUUUUUUUUUAACAAAGAUGUUAUUUUAAGAAAGAAUUUUACUUAAAGUAAUAAUUUCAUUCCCUUCCAAUUAUUUUAACAAUUUAAGGAAGGAAUGAAAAAUGCUGCUGUUUCGCUGAAAUAUACUGAGUUAAAAUGUUUUUUAUUUUUUAUUUUAAAUUUAAAUGUUUAUUACCAUAACAAAUAUAAGUAUAUUUCGACUACUUGAAGAAAUUCAGUCAUAAAGGGGCUGCUUGAAUUUCAUUUCAGUUUGUUUUUUAAACUUAAUUCAAAUCCAGCUAAAUGUUUGUUAGCAUGAAAGAAUUUAAAACUUUGUCCAUAAUAAUUUCAUAAAGGGGCUGCUUGAAUUUGAUUUCAGUUUGUUUUUUAAACUUAAUUCAAACCUAGAUAAAUGUUUGUUAGCAUGAAAGAAUUGAAGACUUUGUCCAUAAUAAUUAAGUAAACUGUAUAUUUUGUUGACAAAGUUAUAGAAAUGCAGCUAUAAUUUUUUACCAAAUACAAAAAUUGUAUAAAAUACUGUAUAGACACAGUGGCAUAACUAGGAUACAUGGCCUUGAGCAUAGUAUUUUUCUCACCUUUCAGUCAUUUUAAAAGUUACCAUAUUUUGCCUGUAUGACUGUUUCAAAGACCAGUGCCUGUAUAACAUUUAAGCUGCCUUUUCCUUUCCUUUGCUAUGCCAUUGUACAAAUAUUUUUAUACCAUUUUUUAUUUCCCCCCCCCUUUCCUUUCCUUUUUUUUUUUUCCCUUCAUCUUUUUCUCCAUUUGUGAAUAAAUUAUUUUUUUAAUAUUUCUA
This is a messenger RNA of Argiope bruennichi, 2903 nucleotides long. Its product is annotated as RING finger protein 141-like. The record is from RefSeq and is a predicted model, not a curated record. Gene Ontology annotation, molecular function: ubiquitin-protein transferase activity. The transcript has 7 exons. The coding region runs from base 227 to 1039 and encodes 270 amino acids. Gene Ontology annotation, biological process: protein autoubiquitination. NCBI's taxonomy places the organism in Eukaryota, Metazoa, Arthropoda, Arachnida, Araneae, Araneidae.